This is a messenger RNA of Acaulospora morrowiae, 1026 nucleotides long. Lineage: Eukaryota; Fungi; Glomeromycota; Glomeromycetes; Diversisporales; Acaulosporaceae. The record is from the annotation of a GenBank genome assembly.
AAAGACAGCGGGUACCAGCUUAGGCAAGAUGAUCCAUCAGUAUUAAAGGAAAUAAUACAACUUGUCCAUAAUGAAACAAGCAAAAAAGAUCCGAGGAGUUUAGGAUCGCGCACAAAAUUCAUGAUAGAGACUAUUGUGAGCCUUAAAAAUAACAGACUGAAACAGCAAUCAGCCGUAGCAAACACCGAAAGUUUGUUAAGGAUGAAAAAAUUUCUUUCAAACUUAGGGAAGAGGAUUCAAGUUCGAGCCACUGAACCGCUAAGAGUAAGUCUAGAUGACAUUCGGUCGAUAGAGACAAAAGGUAAAUGGUGGAUCGUCGGUGCAUCUUGGACCGCUAAUAUGAUUGACCAUCCAUCCACAUCUGCUACACCAAAGACGGAAAAGAAUGAAGUCGCUUCGGACGCCUUGUUGAAUCUGGCAAAGCAACAAAAAAUGAACACUGAAGUACGCAGAAGUAUCUUUGUGGUUUUGAUGAGUAGUGAGGAAAAGAUCCAUAAUCCUUAUUACGCCCUCAUUGCUCAACGGCUUUGCAAUUAUGACCAUAGCUUUAAGAUAACUUUUCAAUAUUGUCUGUGGGACUUUUUAAGAGAAUGUGGUGAAGAUGACAUAGGUGGUAUGGAACUAGUUAAGAUUGCUCCGAUAAAAAAUAAAGAGUCAGAAAAGGUAGAAUUAAGACGACUUGUUAAUGUGAGUAAACUUUACGCAAUGUUGUUGUCAAGUGGCGAAUUGUCGGUAAUAAUAUUAAAGACAGCAUCAUUUACUAAACUGCAUCCUCAAAGUCGAUUAUUUUUCCAACUUCUUUUUUCAAACGUCAUUAUUUUAACUCAAACACAAAACGCGAGAAAACGCAAUCCCCAAGUACUUGCACAGAUAUUUCUCAAGGCUUUGCCUAAUCCUACGUUAUCGCAAGGGAUCUUAUUUUUCCUUCAUCAUUUUGUGAAAAAAGGUGGAAUUUUGAAAGACGAGAAUGAAAAAGAAAUAGUGAAAUGGGGAUGUGAUGUUAUUAAGCAGGCUAUAAAGAAAAAU